CAGAAAAAAUAAUUUAUUUAUAUGUUGGGCAAUUUUGAUUUCUAGACCCCUGCGUCGAUAUCACUCUUUCAACAAUAUAUAUAUAUAUAUAUAUAUGUAUUUGGAGUAGCUGUUGUAUAACUAAGAGAAGUUAAGAUUGAAGUUUGAGAUGGAAGGCUCUAAGGUGAAAAUGGAGCAAGCUCAUGUCGUGAUGUUUCCCUUCAUAUUGCAAGGCCACAUAAAGGUUUUGUUAAGCCUUGGAGAGCUUCUAAGCGAAGCUGGCCUUUAUGUCACCUUUGUUAACACCCACCAAAACCACAAGCGCUUAGCCAACCUCCAAGCCCUCACAACCCAUUUUCCAAACCUUCAUUUCGAGUCCAUCUCCGAUGGCCUUCCCGACGAUCACCCUCGAACCCUUUUUCAGGAUUUCUUCGAGGGGAUGAAGACCAAAACUAAGCCAAACUUCAAAGAGCUUAUUGUCUCUCUCAACAAAAAGUCCGAGAAUGGUUUGUGCCCACCAGUCACUUGUAUUAUUGGAGAUGGAGUUAUGUCUUUUCCCAUUGAAGUAGCGGAUGAUCUGGGGAUUCCUAUAUUUUCAUUCUAUGGUACUAGUGCUCGUUUCUUAUGGGCAUUUUUCAAUAUCCCCAAGCUCGUCGAAGAGGGGCAGAUUCCCUUUUUUGAUGACAACAUGAAUUAUAGAAUUCAUGGUAUUCCUGGACUCGAAGGCCUAUUAAGGCGUAAAGAUUUACCGGAAUUUUGCGCUCUAAAAGAAAUAGACCACAAUAUGAUUAAUUUCUUUGUUGAAGAAACUCUUGCCAUUACUAAAACUUCAGGUCUUAUAUUCAACACCUUUGACGAAUUGGAAAUUGAUAGCGUCCAAAAUGUUGCUACCAAAUGUAGCAAGCUCUACACAGUUGCACCUAUCAAUGCUCUUUUGCAAUCUCAAAUUGGACCUCGAGCUCAGUCGAUUGCGUCACUCGGUUCUCUCUGGGAUGUGGAACAAAAUUGCAUAAAAUGGUUGGAUUCACAGCCGUCAAAAUCCGUUGUCUAUGUGAGUUUUGGAAGCAUAACCAAAUCCUCAAUUUCUCAGCUAAAGGAAUUUUGGCAUGGACUGGUUGAUAGUGGUCACCCAUUUUUGUGGGUAAUAAGACCAGGUGCUAUAUUAGAUGAGGAAGUGAUUCCAAAGGAGCUUGAAAAGGGUCAAAAAGAAAGAGGUUAUGUAGUAGAUUGGGCCCCGCAAGAAGAGGUUAUGGCUCACAAAGCUUUAGGUGGAUUUUUGAACCAAAGUGGCUGGAACUCAAUUUUGGAAAGUAUUGUGGCUGGAGUUCCAAUGAUUUGCUGGCCUUAUUCGGGCGACCAUUUUAUUAAUUGUCAAUGUGUUACUAAAGUUUGGAAAAUUGGACUUGAGCUUGGAGAUUGGGAUAGGUUGACCAUAAAGACAACUAUAAAAGAGCUAAUGGGAAGUAGGAGGGAGGAAUUUCAGGAAUCAGUUGAUAAAGCAGCACAAUGGGCUAAGAAUUGCAUUAGCAAAGGUGGAUCUUCCAGCCUCAACUUAGAAAAGCUUAUUAAAGACAUCAAAGGCAUCAAGGAAAUCAAAGUUUAAAGGUUCUGAAAUAAAAUGUGCGACCUGUUGUUUCAAUUUACCCUUCUUAUAUUUUCUGUUGAAAAAAUAUUUGGUAGUUAAGGUCUUUAUCAUGAAUUUGAAAUGUACUUGUUUGAGCAUCCGUAUGAACAAUUGUUGUAUUGGUGAAAUAAAAUAGAGUAAUAAAUAACUAAACCCUUUACAUCCAUAUAA
Molecule: messenger RNA, 1774 nt
Organism: Ziziphus jujuba (common jujube)
Lineage: Eukaryota; Viridiplantae; Streptophyta; Magnoliopsida; Rosales; Rhamnaceae
Product: 7-deoxyloganetic acid glucosyltransferase
Exons: 2
Coding region: 149-1582 (477 amino acids)
Molecular function (GO): UDP-glycosyltransferase activity
Source: RefSeq, a predicted model, not a curated record